CACGCCGCCGCCGGGGAGCCGAGGGCAGCGUGCGGUGCGAAGCCGUGAAGAGGACGAGCUCAGCUCGGGGGAGAGGAAGGAAUCUCUCCCUACCAGCCAGCACCCAGCAGCCAGCAUCCGUGCUCCCGCAACCUACCUCCCCUCCCCUUCCCUUCCAUUCCCCAACAGCCCCACGGCCGCGUCGCCUUCCCCUUCCGGCCGAAACCACCCGCUUCCUCAUAUCAAUAUAUUCACCGAAUAUUCAGCUCGGCUGAUCCGCUAUAAAACGAACCAAACCAAAAACCAAGACCAACCCGCCCGCCCGCGCGACAUUUUAUCCGUUCCGGUUGGACCCAUGAGAUAUUUCGUUGGGAUCCCGACGGCGCACGGGAGGAAUUCCGUGUGGUGGUAACCGAUUACAAACUCUCCAGAGUCAAUUCAUCAGCCCAUAAAAAAUUUUAUGGGCGGAUCACCCGUCGCCGCCCAGGAAGCGAGCGACGACGACGCCGCCCGGGUCGUGGUGCCAGUUGCGGGAUCCCACGUCGAGUCCGCCUCCAACCCCCUCCCUGCUGCGCCGGGUUCGGUGACCCCUGUGGCGGAGGGCGACCAGGAGCACUCCAAGCGGGAGGCACCGGCGGCGGCGGCGGCGGCGGCUUCGGUGGAGGCUAAGAAGGAGGCGGCGCCAGCAGCAGCAGCAGGCGUGGAGGCCAUGGCGGUCACCGUGGUGCGGGACGUCGAGACGGGCCUGGCCGCGAGCACCAGCGACCAGGGCGGGGACAAGCCUUCCUGGUUCACGCCUAAGAGAUUACUUGUCAUGUUCUGCAUUAUCAACAUGCUAAACUAUGUUGAUCGAGGAGCAAUAGCAAGUAAUGGUGUCAAUGGUAGCCGCAAAAAUUGUUCUGGUGGCACGUGCACCUCAGGCUCAGGAAUUCAGGGAGACUUUAAUCUUAGUAAUGCUGAAGAUGGUGUGCUGUCCUCAGCAUUUAUGGUUGGAUUGUUGGUGGCUUCACUGAUAUUUGCUUCCCUGGCAAAAAGACAUAAUCCUUUCAGGCUUAUUGGUGUUGGCUUGUUAGUAUGGACUAUCGCAACAGCUGGUUGUGGGGUCUCUUUUGAUUUCUGGUCAAUUACUAUAUGCCGCAUGUUAGUUGGUGUUGGUGAAGCUUCAUUUAUAAGUCUGGCAGCUCCAUUCAUAGAUGACAAUGCACCAGUAGCUCAGAAAACAGGAUGGCUUGCUAUGUUCUACAUGUGCAUACCAACUGGAAUAGCAUUAGGCUAUGUUUAUGGUGGACUGGUUGGGAAAAUACUGAACUGGCGUGCUGCUUUCUGGGGAGAGUCAAUUUUGAUGAUUCCUUUUGUUAUUCUAGGCUUUGUGAUAAAGCCACUAGAGCUGAAAGGAUUUUCUCAGAACAGAACAAAAGAAUACGGCCAGAUGCUUAAUCCUGAGGUUCAAGAUCAGAUAAAUAAUAAUGGGACAAAGCGUGUUAUGCCUGGUGGAAUCGAUGAUCUUGCAGGAAAGGUCCCACAAAAGUUAUCCUUCUCCAGGUUUGGCCAGAGUCUCAUGACUGAAAUUGGUCGUUUCGGCAAAGAUAUGAAAGAACUACUACAAGAGAUGCCUUUUUUCAUCGUUGUCUUAGGUUACAUCUCCUAUAACUUUGUCAUCGGUGCUUAUUCCUACUGGGGCCCCAAGGCGGGCAAACAGAUCUACAAUAUGGCGAGCGCAGAUCUUAUGUUUGGUGGAAUAACUAUAGUAUGUGGAAUCCUUGGAACUCUAUCAGGAGGUAUCAUCCUUGACAAGAUAGGGGCUACAAUUCCUAAUGCUUUCAAGCUUCUCUCUAGCGCAACAUUUCUAGGGGCAAUAUUCUGCUUUGGCGCCUUUUGUUUCAAGAGCCUAUAUGGAUUCAUAUUCUUCUUUGCAAUUGGGGAGAUUUUGGUUUUUGCAACUCAGGCACCAGUAAAUUUUGUAUGCCUUCAUACUGUGAAGCCACAUUUGCGGCCAUUGGCAAUGGCUGUAUCCACUGUUUCAAUCCAUAUAUUUGGUGAUGUGCCUUCUUCACCUCUUGUUGGGCUUCUUCAGGACAAAAUCAAUAACUGGAGGUCCACGGCUCUUAUAUUGACAUCCAUCCUUUUCAUUGCAGCUGUGUUCUGGUUUAUUGGCAUAUUCGUCCCCAGCGUGGAUCGGUUCAAGGAAGAGAGCGAGGAUGCUGUUCCUGCCGCCGAGAGGUCAAAUCUCAGGCCACUGCUUGAUGACAACGAGGGGGCACGGACAUCUGACUAAAAUCCGUGCAAGUGCGGGUCAUAACCCUUUUCUUUUUUGGAGGGUGAUCUUAGUCGGAUUAUUUACCAUGUGCUAGCAAACAUGCGAAAUGUAAAUUUGCACGUCAGUUGGCUAUACCCUGUACAUAUGAUAGGCCCGUUUGGUUUGCGUUCUUUUCUACUCCCUCCAUCCCAAAUUAUAAGUCGCUUUGACUUUUUUUUACGUCCACUUUGCUAUGCAUAGACAUAUUGUUAUAUUUAUAUACAUAGCAAAGUGAAUGUAUCAAAAAAAGUCAAAGCGACUUAUAAUUUGGGAUGGAGGGAGUACUUUAGUGUACAUACUACAGAAACAGGCAAGUGAAUGUCAGUUUUUUUUUCUUUAUUUACAAAUGUGAAACAUUUCAGCAGCUUGGUGCCACGAUCUAGCUUCUGAUUAGAAUUCAACAAUGCUGGUUUGCUCUGCC
Messenger RNA from Setaria italica (foxtail millet), 2696 nucleotides. Its product is annotated as probable sphingolipid transporter spinster homolog 2. Gene Ontology annotation, cellular component: membrane. Bases 440 to 2254 code for a protein of 604 amino acids. Lineage: Eukaryota; Viridiplantae; Streptophyta; Magnoliopsida; Poales; Poaceae. Gene Ontology annotation, biological process: transmembrane transport. Gene Ontology annotation, molecular function: transmembrane transporter activity. The record is from RefSeq and is a predicted model, not a curated record. The transcript has 16 exons.